This is a messenger RNA of Folsomia candida, 1501 nucleotides long. RefSeq names its product ATP synthase subunit C lysine N-methyltransferase. Lineage: Eukaryota; Metazoa; Arthropoda; Collembola; Entomobryomorpha; Isotomidae. The transcript has 4 exons. Bases 572 to 1264 code for a protein of 230 amino acids. Gene Ontology annotation, biological process: peptidyl-lysine trimethylation; regulation of mitochondrial ATP synthesis coupled proton transport; positive regulation of proton-transporting ATP synthase activity, rotational mechanism. Gene Ontology annotation, molecular function: protein-lysine N-methyltransferase activity. The record is from RefSeq and is a predicted model, not a curated record. Gene Ontology annotation, cellular component: mitochondrion.
AAGUACUGGUCGUUGCUGUGUUGUCGUUGCUUUUUCGUGUUUACUGGCAAUUUAUUUCAAUUUUUUUUAUAAUUUUUUUUCUUCCUUACUUUCUUGUACUUUAUGCAGCGUAUUCAUUCAUAGACCCUCGCAGCGUGUUACACGCUACAGAAAACAAUGAGACGAUUUAUGUAGUUCGUGUAGUCUUUACCAUCGUUAUGAUGGCCAAUUGCCAAAAUCAGAGGCAUUGCAUUUUGGCUGCGGUCAUAUUUUUAUUUGUCCGAACACGUGCUCUUCUUGCUUGACUAAAAACUCGGGGAAGUUGAGUUGAAAAUAAACUUUUUCUUUUUUUCCAAAUUAAAGAAAUAAAACUCAUUAAAACGAAAAUACUUGACAAAGAAGUUUUGACAAACAAAAGAUCUGAAUUCGAUUAAAAGCUCCGUAUAUCAAGUUGAGGAACGAGACAAUACUUUUUUGUCUGUGAAAGUUUAGUUAUUUAUUUUUGAGGAGACAAACUUUUAGUAAAAUAGUUUACUAAUUAUUCUAGGACAAAUAAUAAGAAAGCGAGUCGUGCUAAGAUAAAGAAAAAGAAAUGACGACGACGUGUAAAGACUGCGUCGUAGACUUUAACACCCCACCGCCCGAAGGUCUGGCAAAAAAUCGGAAUUUGGGCCUAGUUGUGGCUGGAGUUAUUGGGGGAGGUGCCUUACUUCUCAGUGCAAUUUGCGUCCCAUUUGUCACACCGGCGCUGCGAAAAAUUUGCCUCCCAUACGUUCCAGCCACGACGAGUCAGGUGGAAAAUGUGAUUAAAGCACUGAAAGGGAGGAAGGGGACCCUCGUCGAUUUGGGCAGUGGGGAUGGCCGCAUUGUCCUUGAAGCUGCUAAGGUGGGAUUCAAAUCGACAGGGGUGGAAUUAAAUCCGUGGUUGGUGAUGUACUCGAAAUUCCAAGCGUUUCGUUCUGGCAUCUCCUCCAUGGCAAGUUUCCAUCGACGUGAUAUUUGGAAAACAGAUUUGAGCAAAUUUGACAAUGUCGUGAUUUUCGGAGUGGAUUCAAUGAUGAAGGAUCUGGAGGUCAAAUGUAGUCAAGAAAUGCACGACAAGAGUGUCAUCGCCGCUUGCAGAUUCUCCUUUCCAAACAGAAUCCCUCAUAGUCAAGUUGGUGAAGGAAUAGAUGCUGUCUGGCUUUAUGAUAAUAGUUUAUCAGCACCAUUAUCAACUAAUAGUGAUACGCUUAUUUCAAAUGGUUCUGCAAGUCAGAAAAUUAUUUCCAACCGAAAAGUUUGACCAGAUCGAUAAUAACGCGAGUAUGUAAUAAUUUAUAAGUCUAUAUAUAAAACAACGUAUUGAUGGUUCUUUAUUGACAACUUAUUUAUAUAAUAAUAGUCGUUUCACAACAAGUAUAUAAAAAUUUGCCUGUUGUUUAUAUAUAUCGUGAUCUCAACUGUGGACUAGAGAAAACCUCUGACAUAAAAAUAUGCUACUGAACAUAAUAAAUUAUCUAUUAUCCUUAUGCUGAAGUAA